AUGUCCUCCAUUCUCGCCAUGGCUGGCCGCCGGGCUUUCACCCGUCAGGCCGCGUUCCGCGCCCCUUCGCGCCGUCUCUACAGCUCCAAGAUGGAGGAUGCCAAACUUGAGUCCGCUGCUCGCCGUGACCCUGAGCUCUACGUUCUGCUCGGUGUGAUGUCGGGUGCUUUCCUGAUUGCCGGCUGGUACUUCGGCACCAAGCCCACCACCAUCAACUCCGAGGAGAGCAACGUCCGUAUCGCCGAGAGCGCCAUGCCCUGGAAGGCCGACGACGAGGGCAAGGUCUACAAGUACCAGUACCACCCUCACGGCGACAAGAGCCAGCCUCUGCGCAAUGCCCCCAGCGCGAUGAACACCGUCAUCGUGCCCAACGUCACUCUUCCUGAGGACCUCCACGAGCGAUUCAACAAGUACGGCAAGGAGGAGUGGGACUACUAGAUACUCUAUACUAUAC
Molecule: messenger RNA, 454 nt
Organism: Aspergillus campestris IBT 28561
Lineage: Eukaryota; Fungi; Ascomycota; Eurotiomycetes; Eurotiales; Aspergillaceae
Exons: 4
Coding region: 1-438 (145 amino acids)
Source: RefSeq, a predicted model, not a curated record